AGGCAGCCUCCAGAGGCUCCCUCACUCCUCCCCAUCCUCUCCCUCUGUCCGUCUGUCCCCCACUCUCCCUGCACCAUGGGGACAGCUGCAGGUCCCCGCCUGCUGCUGUUGCUGGCUACUACCCUUCCCCUGGCCCUGGCCGAUCCAAUGUACUCCAUAAUCACCCCCAAUGUCCUGCGGCUGGAGAACGAGGAGAUGGUGGUGGUGGAGGCUCACCAAGCACAAGGGGACAUUGAGGUCACGGUCACCGUCUCUGACUUCCCUAAAAAGAAGCAAGUGCUAUCCAGUGAGAAGACCAUGCUGACGGCUGCCAACGGCCACCUGAGCACCGUCACCGUCAAGAUCCCAGCCAAUGAUGAGUUCAAGGUGGAAAAGGGGAACAAGUACGUGACCGUCCAGGCGAACUUCGGGAACGUCCCGGUGGAGAAGGUGGUUCUGGUCAGCCUUCAGAGCGGGUACCUCUUCAUCCAGACGGACAAGACCAUCUACACCCCCGGCUCCACAGUUCUCUAUCGCAUCUUCACCGUGGACCACAAGCUGCUGCCCGUGGGCCGGACCGUUAUCGUCAGCAUCGAGACCCCCGAUGGCGUCCCCAUCAAGCGAGACUCCUUGUCUUCUCACAACCAGUUCGGCAUCUUGCCCCUGUCUUGGAACAUUCCAGAGUUGGUCAACAUGGGGCAGUGGAAGAUCAGCGCCUACUACGAGCACGCGCCACAGCAGGUGUUCUUCGCGGAGUUCGAGGUGAAGGAGUACGUGCUGCCCAGUUUCGAGGUCACCCUGGAGCCUGCAGAGAAAUUCUACUACAUCGAUGACCCAAAAGGCCUGGAGGUCUCCAUCAUGGCCAGGUUCUUGUAUGGAAAGAACGUGGAUGGGACUGCCUUCGUCAUCUUCGGGGUCCAGGACGGCAACCAGAGGAUCUCGCUGGCCCAGUCCCUCACCCGCGUCGUGAUCGAGGAUGGCUCCGGGGAGGCCGUGCUGAGCCGGAAGGUGCUGCUGGAAGGCGUGAGUCCCUCAGAGCCCAUGGCCCUGGUGGGCAAGUCCCUGUACGUCUCUGUCACUGUCAUCCUGCACUCAGGUAGCGACAUGGUGGAAGCAGAGUACAGUGGGAUCCCCAUCGUGACCUCCCCCUACCAGAUCCACUUCACCAAGACGCCCAAGUACUUCAAGCCAGCCAUGCCCUUUGACCUCAUGGUGUUCGUGACCAACCCCGAUGGCUCCCCAGCCCGCCACGUGCCGGUGGGAACCCGGGGCUCCGGAGACGUGCAGUCUCUGACCCGGGAAGAUGGUGUGGCCAAGCUGAGCAUCAACACGCCCAACAGCCGGCAGCCCCUGUCCAUCACGGUGCGCACCAUGAAGGAAGGUAUUCUGGAUGCACGGCAGGCCACCAACACGAUGCAGGCUCAGCCCUACAGCACGAUGGGCAACUCCAACAACUACCUCCACCUGUCCGUGCAGCGCACCGAGCUCAAGCCAGGGGACUCCAUCAACAUCAACUUCCACUUGCGAACGGACCCUGGCCAGGAGGCCAAGAUCGGCUACUACACCUACAUGAUCAUGAACAAGGGCAAGCUGCUGAAGGCAGGGCGGCAGGUGCGCGAGCGAGGCCAAGACCUGGUGGUGAUGCCUCUGACCAUCACGACAGACUUCAUCCCCUCUUUCCGCCUGGUGGCUUAUUACACCAUGAUCGGUGCCAACGGCCAGAGAGAGGUGGUGGCCGACUCUGUGUGGGUGGACGUCAAGGACUCCUGUGUGGGCACGCUGGUGGUCAAAGGCGGCGGGAAGGACGAGAGAAAGCACCUACCUGGGCAGCAGAUGACCCUCAAGAUAGAAGGGAACCGGGGGGCCCGCGUGGGGCUGGUGGCCGUGGACAAGGGCGUGUUCGUGCUGAAUAAGAAGAACAAGCUGACUCAAAGCAAGAUCUGGAACGUGGUGGAGAAGGCGGACAUCGGCUGCACCCCGGGCAGCGGCAAGGACUACGCGGGUGUCUUCACGGACGCGGGUCUGUCCUUCCAGUCCAACAAAGGCCUGCAGACCGCCCAGAGGUCAGCCCUCGAGUGCCCGAAACCCGCCACCCGCCGUCGCCGCUCCGUGCGCUGCUGGAGGAGGGAGCUGAUGGAGAAGAGGAUGGACAAAGCCGGCCAGUACAGCGACAAGGAGCUGCGCAAGUGCUGUGAGGACGGCAUGCGCGACAACCCCAUGCAGUUCUCCUGCGAGCGCCGGGCGCGCUUCGUCAUCCUGGACCAGGCAUGCGUGAAGGCCUUCCUGGACUGCUGCACCUACAUCACCGAGCUGCGCCAGCAGCACCAGCGCGACAAGCCCCUGGGCCUGGCCAGGAGUGACCUGGAUGACGAAAUCAUCCCAGAAGAAGACAUCAUUUCCCGAAGCCAGUUCCCAGAGAGUUGGCUGUGGACCAUAGAGGAACUCAAGGAGCCAGAGAAGAAUGGAAUCUCCACCAAGACCAUGAACGUGUUUUUGAAAGACUCCAUCACCACCUGGGAGAUUCUGGCUGUGAGCUUGUCGGACAAGAAGGGCAUCUGCGUGGCCGACCCCUACGAGGUCACGGUGAUGCAGGACUUCUUCAUCGACCUGCGGCUGCCCUACUCCGUGGUCCGCAACGAGCAGGUGGAAAUCCGGGCAGUCCUCUACAACUACCGGGAGAACGAGCCGCUCAAGGUGAGAGUGGAGCUGCUGCACAACCCCGCCUUCUGCAGCAUGGCCACUGCCAAGAAGCGGCACCAGCAGACGGUGGAGAUCCCGCCCAAGUCCUCGGUGUCGGUGCCGUAUACCCUGGUGCCCCUGAAGAUUGGCCUGCAGGAGGUGGAGGUCAAGGCUGCUGUCUACAACUUCUUCAUCAGUGACGGUGUCAAGAAGACCCUGAAGGUCGUGCCGGAAGGAAUCCGCGUCAACAAAACCGUGACCGUGCGCACGCUGGACCCAGAACACCUCGGCAAAGAGGGAGUGCAGAGGGAGGAAGUGCAGCCCGCAGACCUCAGUGACCGGGUCCCGGACACCGAGUCAGAGACCAGGAUUCUCCUGCAAGGCACCCCGGUGGCCCAGAUGGCGGAGGAAGCCAUCGACAGCGAGCGGCUGAAGCACCUGAUCGUGACGCCCUCGGGCUGCGGGGAACAGAACAUGAUCGGGAUGACGCCCACCGUGAUCGCAGUGCACUACCUGGACCACACCGAGCAGUGGGACAAGUUCGGCCCCGACAAGCGGCAGGAGGCGCUGGAGCUCAUCAAGAAGGGGUACACUCAACAGCUAGCCUUCAGACAACCCAGCUCAGCCUACGCGGCCUUCCUCAACCGGGCGCCCAGCACCUGGCUGACGGCCUACGUGGUGAAGGUCUUCUCGCUGGCGGCCAACCUCAUAGGCAUCGACGCCCAGGUCCUCUGCGGGGCUGUGAAGUGGCUGAUCCUGGAGAAACAGAAGCCCGACGGCGUCUUCCAGGAGGAUGGUCCUGUGAUACACCAAGAAAUGAUUGGUGGCUUCAGGGAUGCUGCGGGAGAGAAAGAUGUGUCCCUCACGGCCUUUGUCCUCAUCGCGCUGCAGGAGGCUAAAGAUAUCUGUGAAGGGCAAGUCAACAGUCUGGGAGGCAGCAUCAAUAAAGCAGGCGACUUCAUUGAAGCCAACUACUUGAACCUGAGGAGACCAUACACAGUGGCCAUUGCUGGUUAUGCCCUGGCCUUGCUGGACAAGCUGAAGGGUGCCCACCAAGACAAAUUUCUGAACACAGCCACAGAGAGGAACCGCUGGGAGGAACCUGGUAAGCAGCUCUACAAUGUGGAGGCCACAUCCUACGCCCUCUUGGCCCUGCUGGAGCUUAAAGACUUCGACAACGUGCCUCCCGUCGUGCGCUGGCUCAACGAGCAGAGAUACUACGGAGGUGGCUACGGCUCCACCCAGGCCACCUUUAUGGUAUUCCAAGCCUUGGCCAAGUACCAGGAGGAUGUCCCUGACCACAAGGACUUGAACCUGGACGUGUCCAUCCACCUGCCCAGCCGCAGCUCCGCGGUCAGGCACCGCAUCCUCUGGGAAUCGGCUAGCCUUCUGCGCUCACAAGAGACCAAAGAGAAUGAGGGCUUCACGUUAACCGCGAAGGGAAAAGGCCAAGGCACCUUGUCGGUGGUCACAAUGUACCACGCCAAGGUCAAAGGCAAGACCAAGUGCAAGAAGUUUGACCUCGAGGUCCGAAUACGGCCAGCCCCAGAGACAGUCAAGAAGCCUCAGGAUGCCAAGAGCACCAUGAUCCUUGACAUCUGCACCAGGUACCUAGGAGACCAAGACGCCACCAUGUCAAUCCUAGAUAUAUCCAUGAUGACCGGCUUUGUGCCAGACGUGGCUGACCUCAACUUGCUGAGCUCUGGUGUGGACAGAUACAUCUCGAAGUACGAGAUGAACAAAGCGUUCUCCAACAGGAAUACGCUCAUCAUCUACCUGGAUAAGAUCUCCCACACUGAGCAGGACUGUCUGUCCUUCAAAGUACACCAGUUCUUCAACGUGGGGCUUAUCCAGCCUGGCUCCGUCAAGGUCUACUCCUAUUACAACCUGGAGGAGAGCUGCAUCAAGUUCUACCACCCAGAGAAGGAGGAUGGGAUGCUGAGCAAACUCUGCCACAAUGAACUCUGCCGUUGUGCCGAAGAGAACUGCUUCGUACAACAGGAUGAGCAGGUCACCUUGGAGGACCGGCUGGACAAGGCCUGUGAGCCAGGAGUAGACUAUGUGUACAAGGUCCAUCUGAUCAAGGCAGAGCUGGCCGAUGACUUCGACGAGUACAUCAUGGUUAUCAAACAGAUCAUCAAGUCAGGCUCCGAUGAGGUGCAGCUUAACCAUCAGCGCAAGUUCAUCAGCCACAUCAAGUGCAGACAAGCCCUGAAGCUGAAGGAAGGGAAAUCCUACCUGGUGUGGGGCCUCUCCUCCGACCUCUGGGGAGAGAAACCCAACACCAGCUACAUCAUUGGGAAGGACACCUGGGUGGAGCUCUGGCCGGAAGCAGAAGAAUGCCAAGACGAGGAGAACCAGCAACAGUGCCAGGACCUUGGCGCCUUCACCGAGAGCAUGGUUGUCUUUGGCUGUCCCAACUGACCACUCCCCUCGGUCCGCGCCAAUAAAGCUUCAUUUCUAGUUCA
Molecule: messenger RNA, 5126 nt
Organism: Tupaia belangeri chinensis (Chinese tree shrew)
Lineage: Eukaryota; Metazoa; Chordata; Mammalia; Scandentia; Tupaiidae
Gene: C3
Product: complement C3
Biological process (GO): inflammatory response; complement activation
Cellular component (GO): extracellular region
Molecular function (GO): endopeptidase inhibitor activity; protein binding
Source: RefSeq, a predicted model, not a curated record